AUGGCUGAUGUCAGUCCAGAGCUUCAAGAGCGGCUUGAAGAGUUGGAUCGCGAGCUAGAGGAAGGAGACAUUACACAGAAGGGUUACCAGAAACGACGAACCCAGCUUUUCUCCCAAUUCCUCGGUUCUCCUCCACCUCAAAUUGCUGCUCUCGCCGAGCCUCAGUCUGGCCUUCGCAUACACUCUCCCGAUGACUCGGCCCAUCCUUCAGGCGAUGGCCACCGCGCCGCUGCAUACGCUGCUCUCGGCAGCAGCAGUGGUCCAAUCCCAGAUUCGCCAGACGCACCUAUAUAUCGACCACAUUCUGGCUAUGCUCCCUCAGAAUCACCAAGACCUCCUCCUUCAGAGCCACCGGCUUCACUGCUACGCCCUGGGGGCUCUAUGGCUGGAGGAUCGACCGCUGCGCACCGCGACUCUCUUUUCUUCUCUCCCUCCCAUAUCGAACCUGAAACCCGAACGGGAACCAUGAUGUCUGGCGAUUAUGCUUUCAGACCUGAGCAACAAGGUUCAUACGUUGACCCGCACCAACAGCAACAGCAACAGCAGCAGUUUCAGCAACAGCCACCGCCACAACAGCAGUAUGAUGGCCGAACUGCAACUCUUCUCGAUUCACAAGGAUAUUUCUCAGAUUUCGCGGGACAGCAACAUUAUGAUCAGGGUCAGACUGUUGAAUAUGGAGGACCCCAGCAGCGAUAUUCUUCCAGCGAUGCUUUUUCUCCAACCGCUGCAAUGGCACCUCCGAUGCUCACAACCAAUGACCUUCCGCCGCCCGAGGCCCUCGAAUACCAGCUGCCUCUUGACCCUCGCGAGGUGCCGUUCGCUAUACAAGACCCUCAUGACGAUUCUACGCCAAUGUCAAAGUUCGAUAAUAUCGCAGCCGUACUACGACACAGAGGCCGAACAAUUGCCAAGAAACCAGCGUAUUGGGUGUUGGACAGCAAGGGCAAGGAGAUCGCUUCAAUUACGUGGGACAAGCUGGCAUCCAGAGCGGAGAAGGUUGCGCAAGUCAUUCGUGAUAAGAGUUCUCUAUACCGAGGUGAUCGAGUUGCUCUCAUUUACCGCGAUUCGGAAGUCAUUGAUUUCGCCAUUGCCUUGCUGGGAUGCUUCAUUGCUGGAGUUGUUGCUGUUCCUAUCAAUGACCUACAGGAUUACCAACGGUUAAACCAUAUUCUUACCACGACGCAAGCCCAUUUGGCGCUGACUACCGAUAACAACCUUAAAGCCUUCCAACGAGAUAUCACUACACAAAAGUUGACAUGGCCAAAGGGCGUCGAAUGGUGGAAGACAAACGAGUUUGGCAGCUUUCACCCUAAGAAGAAGGAGGAUGUUCCAGCUCUUGUUGUUCCAGAUCUGGCUUAUAUCGAGUUUUCACGAGCGCCGACCGGAGACUUGAGAGGUGUUGUUCUCAGCCAUCGAACUAUCAUGCACCAAAUGGCCUGUCUUAGUGCUAUUAUUUCUACUAUCCCCGGCAAUGGGCCUGGGGAUACUUUCAACCCAUCUCUUCGUGACAAGAACGGCCGACUUAUUGGUGGCGGCGCAAGCAGCGAGAUCUUGGUUUCGUACCUUGAUCCCCGUCAAGGUAUUGGCAUGAUUUUGAGUGUACUCCUGACCGUUUAUGGCGGCCAUACUACCGUUUGGUUUGAUAACAAAGCCGUCGACGUCCCUGGAUUAUACGCCCACCUCCUCACCAAGUACAAAUCGACCAUUAUGAUCGCUGAUUAUCCUGGAUUGAAGCGAGCGGCAUACAAUUAUCAGCAAGAACCAAUGGUGACACGAAAUUACAAGAAGGGAAUGGAACCAAACUUCCAAAUGAUUAAACUCUGUUUGAUUGACACCUUAACUGUCGACAGUGGGUUCCAUGAAGUUUUGGCUGAUCGAUGGCUGAGACCGUUGAGAAAUCCUCGCGCUCGUGAGGUUGUUGCACCUAUGCUUUGUCUGCCCGAGCACGGAGGCAUGGUGAUCAGUGUGCGCGACUGGCUAGGAGGAGAAGAGCGUAUGGGAUGUCCUUUGAAGCUUGAACUUGGAGAGGACACCGAGUCUGAUGAAGAGAAAGAGGAUAUCGAAAAAACAGAGAAGCCGGCAGUUUCGAACGGUUUCGGCAGUCUUUUGAGUGGCGGCGGCACGGCAACGACUGAAGAAAGGGCAAAGAACGAGCUUGGCGAGGUUCUUUUGGAUCGUGAGGCUCUUAAAACCAACGAAGUUGUGGUAGUGGCCAUUGGAAACGACGCCCGUAAAAGGGUAACGGAUGAUCCAGGAUUGGUUCGAGUUGGUUCUUUUGGAUACCCCAUACCCGAUGCCACACUCUCCGUCGUCGAUCCCGAAACGGGCUUACUAGCCUCACCACACUCCGUAGGUGAAAUCUGGGUUGACUCUCCUUCUCUUUCAGGCGGGUUCUGGGCACAACCAAAGAACACCGAGCUGAUUUUCCAUGCUCGCCCUUACAAAUUCGACCCAGGCGACCCCACGCCCCAGCCUGUAGAACCCGAAUUCCUUCGAACAGGCCUGCUAGGUACUGUCAUUGAGGGUAAGAUCUUUGUUCUUGGACUCUACGAAGACCGAAUUCGGCAGAAGGUUGAGUGGGUUGAGCAUGGACACGAACUAGCGGAGUACCGCUACUUCUUUGUCCAGCAUAUCGUCGUGAGCAUUGUUAAGAAUGUUCCCAAGAUAUACGACUGUUCAGCUUUUGAUGUCUUUGUCAACGAUGAACACCUACCAGUCGUUGUGUUAGAAUCAGCGGCUGCGUCAACAGCGCCGUUGACAUCUGGAGGACCUCCUCGACAACCGGAUACAGCUCUACUAGAGUCGUUAGCUGAGCGUUGUAUGGAGGUUCUUAUGACAGAGCAUCACCUCAGACUGUACUGCGUUAUGAUCACAGCACCGAACACUUUACCACGUGUCGUCAAGAAUGGUCGACGCGAGAUUGGUAACAUGCUCUGUCGCCGAGAGUUUGAUCUCGGCAAUCUUCCAUGUGUGCACGUCAAGUUUGGCGUGGAACACGCAGUGCUUAACCUUCCUAUUGGUGUAGACCCCAUGGGCGGUAUUUGGUCACCAUUGGCUUCGGACUCUCGUGCCGAGUUUUUGUUGCCUGCCGACAAGCAGUAUUCUGGUGUCGACAGACGUGAAGUCGUGAUCGAUGACCGUACCUCCACUCCCCUCAACAACUUCUCUUGCAUUUCAGAUCUAAUCCAAUGGCGUGUGGCUCGCCAACCAGAAGAGUUGGCGUACUGCACAAUCGACGGCAGAGGUCGUGAAGGUAAGGGUGUCACGUGGAAGAAAUUCGACACCAAGGUCGCUUCUGUUGCCAUGUACCUGAAGAACAAGGUCAAGGUGAGACCAGGAGACCACGUCAUCCUCAUGUACACCCAUUCAGAGGAGUUUGUUUUUGCCGUGCAUGCCUGCAUUUGCUUGGGUGCCAUUAUUAUCCCAAUUGCACCCCUUGACCAGAACCGGUUGAAUGAGGAUGUCCCAGCUUUCCUGCACAUUGUAGCAGAUUACAAUGUCAAGGCUGUGCUGGUCAACUCUGAGGUUGAUCAUUUGAUCAAGAUUAAGCCAGUGGCCAGUCACAUCAAGCAGUCGGCCCAAGUUCUUAAGAUUACAAGCCCUUCCAUCUACAACACAACUAAGCCACCAAAGCAAAGUAGCGGACUGAGAGACUUGAGAUUUACCAUUGAUCCUGCUUGGAUUCGACCUGGUUACCCUGUCAUUGUUUGGACAUAUUGGACACCCGAUCAACGUCGAAUCUCAGUUCAGCUUGGCCAUGACACAAUUAUGGGCAUGUGCAAGGUUCAAAAGGAAACCUGCCAAAUGACAAGUUCAAGACCUGUGCUUGGAUGUGUAAGGAGCACAACUGGUCUAGGCUUCAUCCACACAGCUCUCAUGGGCAUUUAUAUCGGAACACCUACCUACCUCCUAUCGCCCGUUGAGUUUGCAGCCAACCCCAUGUCUCUAUUCGUCACGUUGUCGAGAUACAAGAUUAAGGAUACUUAUGCGACACCACAGAUGCUGGACCAUGCCAUGAACUCCAUGCAGGCAAAGGGUUUCACUCUUCAUGAGCUUAAGAACAUGAUGAUCACGGCUGAGAGCCGACCAAGAGUUGACGUGUUCCAGAAGGUCAGACUUCACUUUGCUGGAGCUGGUCUGGAUAGAACUGCUAUCAACACAGUCUACUCGCAUGUUCUCAACCCCAUGGUUGCGUCGAGGUCUUACAUGUGCAUCGAGCCUAUUGAGCUCUGGCUUGACACACAAGCGCUUCGACGUGGCCUGGUUAUCCCCGUGGACCCUGAAUCGGAUCCCUUGGCUCUGCUGGUGCAGGACAGCGGUAUGGUUCCAGUCUCAACACAAAUCGCCAUCAUCAACCCUGAAAGCAGAGUACACUGUCUCGAUGGCGAAUAUGGUGAGAUUUGGGUUGAUUCUGAGGCCUGCGUUAAGUCCUUCUAUGGUUCCAAGGAUGCUUUCGAUGCUGAGCGCUUCGAUGGCCGAGCUGUUGACGGAGACCCCAACAUUCAGUACAUCCGUACUGGAGACUUGGGUUUCCUCCAUAAUGUUAGCCGGCCAAUUGGCCCUAACGGUGCUCAAGUGGACAUGCAGGUGCUGUUUGUCCUUGGAAACAUUGGUGAGACUUUUGAGAUCAAUGGAUUGAGUCACUUCCCUAUGGAUAUCGAGAACUCUGUGGAAAAAUGCCACAGAAACAUUGUGCAGAAUGGCUGUGCGGUGUUCCAAGCUGGCGGUUUGGUCGUUGUUCUCGUUGAGGUCAACCGCAAGCCAUACCUGGCGUCGAUUGUUCCUGUCAUUGUCAACGCUAUUCUCAACGAACACCAAAUCAUCGUGGACAUUGUCGCAUUUGUCAACAAGGGAGACUUCCCACGAUCUCGUCUUGGAGAGAAGCAACGUGGCAAGAUUCUCGGCGGCUGGGUUAGCAGGAAACUGAGGACCCUUGCACAGUUCUCUAUCCGUGAUAUGGACGCUGAGUCUACCGCGGGUGAUGUUAUGGAUCCUUCCAGAGUCUCAAUGGUUAGCGUACGAAGCGGAGGCGGCGCUGCUCCUGGAUCUUCUAGUUUGAGAAAUGUCGAGCCCGCACCUCAAAUCUUGGAGGAGGAACAUGAUCAGACAACUCCUCGUCAUGAAUACGAGUCAGCGCCAACUAUGGUUUCUGAGCUGCCUGACGGCCAAGAGACACCAACAGGAUUCCAGCACUCGCAGUUUGAAUACCCAACGCAACAACAAGUUGGUUCUCAACCACCGACUCAACUGAACCUUUCCCAUCAACCUGAUCAAGGAUUUGACAUGGACUUUUCAAGGUAUAGCACCAUAGAACCCGAACAAGGUCCCGUCCACAGACGUCCAGUCCCAGGCCAAGCCCAACAACCUCAGCCUAUGACAGGGAACGGUCAAGCGCCGCCCCAGAUCAGGCUACCAGGUGUAGAUGGACGAGAAGGAGGAGGUUUCUGGUCGCCGCAAGGGCAAGGUCAGAACGAGAAGAGUGAAGAAGACUGGACAGCGGAGGCCAUUAUGCAUAUGAAUCUGGCGGGUGAUAUGAACCCUCCCAGGUGA
Messenger RNA from Fusarium coffeatum, 5550 nucleotides. RefSeq lists its product as uncharacterized. Lineage: Eukaryota; Fungi; Ascomycota; Sordariomycetes; Hypocreales; Nectriaceae. Gene Ontology annotation, cellular component: cytosol. The record is from RefSeq and is a predicted model, not a curated record. The transcript has 4 exons. The coding region runs from base 1 to 5550 and encodes 1849 amino acids.